Molecule: messenger RNA, 1791 nt
Organism: Cicer arietinum (chickpea)
Lineage: Eukaryota; Viridiplantae; Streptophyta; Magnoliopsida; Fabales; Fabaceae
Biological process (GO): triglyceride catabolic process; lipid homeostasis
Cellular component (GO): lipid droplet; cytoplasm; membrane
Molecular function (GO): triacylglycerol lipase activity
Source: RefSeq, a predicted model, not a curated record
GAAGCAGUCAUUGUGGAAAUCGAAAUAACGAAAAGACAGACAGUACUUCUCCAUCAAUCAGAAGAAGCGGUUAGAGUAUCGUCGUAUCCUCCUCCGUUACUGUUGCCGUUUCCGUUUCCGUUCGACAAUGGGAUGCAUGGCUCCCACUCCUUCUAUCUCCUCCCUUAUCUCACCAUCCCAAGCCCACCGUUACCGUUUCCGUUUCCCCUCUACUAACAACCUUUACCCUACUACUAAUCUUAAUCUUCUCCCCACGCGCACCCUAUUCAAUUAUUCACCACGCGCUCAUCGCAACGUCCAACAACACUCCACUAUCCCUCCUCCUCCUCCUCCUCCGCCUCUGCCAGAAAAGAAAUCAUUCGCCGUCGCCACCGGCGAACUCUUCUUAGGACUAGCGGCGCGUCUCAUUAAAAGCCGCGGUCCCGACUCCGAUUCGGAUCCCGUUGCCAUGUUUGAGAAAUCGAAUUCAAAUUUAAUGUACAACGAUAAAGAGAAGGAGAGAAUUGGGGCUGUGAUGGAGGAUGAGAUUCAACCCGAUGUUAUUUGGGAGCAGAGAGUGAAAGACAUUGAGGCUGAGCGCAAUAGGCGAGUUGUAACCACACCUGGAUUUAGCUUCUCUGCCGCUGGUCUUCUCUUCCCUUAUCAUCUCGGUGUUGCUCAUUUUCUCAUUCAGAAUGGUUACAUUAAGGAAACCACACCGUUAGCUGGUUCUUCUGCUGGAGCUAUAGUCUGUGCUGUGAUUGCUUCGGGAGCUAGCAUGGAAGAAGCAAUGAAGGCUACUAAAAUAUUGGCUGAAGAUUGUCGGAAUCGAGGGACUGCGUUUCGUCUGGGGGCUGUUCUGCGUGAUGUUCUUCAGACGUUUUUGCCAGAUGAUGCUCAUAUAAGAUCCAAUGGGAGAGUUCGAGUUGCCGUGACACAGCUUCUUUGGAGACCCAGGGGUUUGUUGGUGGAUCAGUUUGAUUCCAAGGAAGAUCUCAUCAAUGCAGUUUUUACUUCUUCCUUUAUUCCAGGAUAUCUUGCACCAAAGCCAGCAACAAUGUUUCGAAAUCGACUAUGCAUUGAUGGGGGUUUGACGUUGUUUAUGCCACCAACAUCUGCAGCACAAACGGUCCGUGUUUGUGCUUUUCCCGCAAGUCGUUUGGGAUUGCAAGGGAUAGGGAUUAGUCCAGAUUGCAAUCCCGAUAAUGCAUCUAGCCCCCGCCAGCUUUUCAAUUGGGCACUUGAGCCAGCAGAAGAUGUAAUUCUUGACCGACUCUUUGAGCUUGGAUAUCUUGAUGCUGCUGUCUGGGCAAAGGAAAACCCAGUUGAAAAAUUAGUUCAGGACGAUAGUCCUGCUCCUGCGUUUGGAAAAGGCAUUGCGGAGUAGCUCAUUAUGUAGAUCAAAGAUGCAUGAGAAAACAACAAAUUGAACUCAAUUAUGCUACCCUUGAAAUGGGCAUCACAUUAGCAAAAUAAUCAUUGGGAGAGAGCCACACAACUCAUAACUUCUAAGGGUAUAUAGAUUCGUUUCUUACAUAUAUUUAUUGUAUAUAUUGUUGUGGACGAGAAGAGGGGAAGAAAAAGAAAGUAGAGACUUGUUAUUUAAAAGUUACAAAAUAGGGGGGUCACUUAGUUUGAAAUCUCUGAUUUAUUGUGGAAUUACAAAUUAAUAGAAUUUACAGCACCAGUUUCCCUGUGAAUGACAAAGUUAUGGUCAUAAGCUAAUAUAUUUUAAUUGAUUCUUAAUUUUGCAUUUGGAGAAAAUUGUAAAUUAAGGGGACAUUUGGACUUGUUUAUUUGGAUUUAUAAGUA